UUCACGAUGAGGCUUCAUCAUCGGCGCGCCGGUUUGCCGAUGGAGUUUGAUGCGCGGCCGCGCACGUUCGUCGCGGACGCCAAGUUCGGGGACGUCAUCGCGUGCCUCGUCGCCCGCGGCUGGCGGCGCGUCGCGCUGGACCGGCGCGACGCCGCGCUGUCCUGGCGGAACCUCGCGAAGACGGACUUUGGGCGCCUGGCGCCGGGCGCUAUCGUCAACCACUUCUCCGGCAGCCAGGCCGUGAGCCACAAGGCGACGCUCGCGGCGGCGCUGGCCGACCGCGGCGCCGACUACUACCCGGCGUGCUACGACCUGCGCCUGCCCGCGCACGCGCGGCGGUUCCUCGCGCACUGGGCGUCGGCCGCGGCCGCGGCGGCGCUCCGGUCGUGCCCGCGGGGCGCCGCGCGCGACGCGGGCCUGCUCGCGGCCGCCGUCGCCGCGGCCGCCGGCGGCGCGGACGGGGCCGACGCCGCGGCGACGGACGCGGUCCUCGCCGCGCUGCUCCGCGCGCCGCCCGGCGGCGCCGGCGACGCCGCGGCGCUCGCGGCGCGCCUCGGCGCGGCCCCCGCGGCCGCGGCGCGCGCCGCGGGGCCCGGCGGCGCCUGCGACGCCGGCCGCGGCGCCUGGCUCGUCAAGCCCGCGGGCGGCAGCUGCGGCGCGGGCAUCUCCUGCGCGGACUCGCUCCGGGCCGCGGCCGCCGCCCGCGCGGGAACGCCGCCGCCC
This is a messenger RNA of Aureococcus anophagefferens, 723 nucleotides long. Its product is annotated as expressed protein. The record is from RefSeq and is a predicted model, not a curated record. The annotation marks the transcript as partial. The transcript has a single exon. Lineage: Eukaryota; Pelagophyceae; Pelagomonadales; Pelagomonadaceae.